Messenger RNA from Nerophis ophidion (straightnose pipefish), 2708 nucleotides. RefSeq names its product zinc finger protein 827-like. Gene Ontology annotation, biological process: regulation of gene expression. Lineage: Eukaryota; Metazoa; Chordata; Actinopteri; Syngnathiformes; Syngnathidae. The coding region runs from base 658 to 2604 and encodes 648 amino acids. The transcript is spliced from 4 exons. The record is from RefSeq and is a predicted model, not a curated record. Gene Ontology annotation, cellular component: nucleus.
UGUAACGUCGCCCCUUCCGGUAAUAGCGGCGCGAGCGCUUUGGGGGCACCUUGUCUGUCGGGGGCGAGCACGUGCGUCAGCGAGAGCGCGCCCGCCUGCCCGCGUCUGCUCUGCUGUUGCUGCCCUUUGAUCCCCGCAUUAGUGUGAGUUAGUCGGGGGGCUCGGAGGAGACGCAAGGCGGGCGUUAGUGUGAGUUAGUCGGGGGGGGCUUCCGAGGAGACAGUGGGAGUUAGUCGGCGGGGCUCCGAGGAGACACAAGGCGGGCGUUAGUGUGAGUUAGUCGGGGGGGCUUCCGAGGAGACAGUGUGAGUUAGUCGGCGGGGCUCCGUGGAAACGCAAGGCGGGCGUUAGUGCGAGUUCGUCGGGGGCUCCGAGGAGACACCAGGCGGGCUAAGCAGAGCGAGCAAGCGGCGCUGGUGCCUCCUCCUCCGCCUGCCCGGGCUCCCCUUUUAUCCCCCCUCCUCCUCCUCUCCCUCGCCCGACGCUCCACUUUGAAGACAACCGGCAUCCAGGUGCACCACCGCCGCCGCUUUUCCAGAUCCUAGCGGCCGCCGUCCAGCUCCCGGGGUCUCCGGAGAUGGGGAGCGAGCCUCCUGCCUUGGUCGGCCCGCAGCAGGACGAGGAGAGAAUGUGAUUAAAAGAACACGGAGGAGGAAAAUGCCCAGGAGGAAGCAGGAGCAACCCAAGCGUCUGCCUGCACAUUUGGACAGCAAUGACGAAGGAGGGCCUGACAGCGGCGCCGUGGAGGAGGAAGGCUGGUUUGGGAAUGCUUCCGACACGCGCUCAGAGUCUUCAUCCUACGGCGACACCCAGGACGAGCUCCUCCUGCAGAGAGGCUCGUCCCCCGACGGAGUCAGCCGUGACGACUGCGGAGGCGAGAGUUCCACCCCGGUCAACCGGGCCUCCUUGGAGCUGCUCGGACUGGCCGGAGGCGCCUUCUCCCCUCAGGACUCGGUCUCGUCCGUGGUGUCGUCGCUGUACGGCGAGGCGGCGUCUCGCACCCUGGGGAAACCGCUCAGCAGCAACCUGCGGCGCCUGCUGGAGGCCGGGUCGCUGAAACUGGACACGGGGGACCUUCUGGGUCGGUCGUCCAGGGCCGGCGCAGGUGGCGACUCCCCUCCGAUAGGGCUCGCCUCGCCCUUGCCCCUGUCCCCGUCUUCCCACCACGCUCAGCAGUUAAGUGCUCUUGCUCGUAAAUUGGCUAACAACAACAGCGGCUCGGCCUCGCCAGCCCCGUUGGCGCCCUCAGUCAGCAGCAUCAAACAAGAGCCGCUUGACCACUUUAACUCCGUCACCCCAAGCAACGGCGGCGGCUUUGUGUGGGCGGGCGUGGCGGACAAGUGGCCCUGCGGUUCCAGCCUGUCCCCCGACUCAGCCAUACAGAAGUUAAAAGCGGCGGCGAACGCGGUACUUCAAGACAAGAACGCCGUGUCCUCCUCCGCCACCACCACAUCCUCCACCUCCGCCUUGUCCGCCGUGUCGGCCCUGGGAGGAGCAGCCGGGGCGGGCGGCCGAGGAGACGACGUGGUGCGCUUCGAUGCCUUCAACUCUCCGUUUAGCCCGCAGUCGGCCAGCUCCACCUUAGCAGCGCUUUCCAAGAAAGUCAGCGAGCGGAGCCACGCCUCGUCCACGUCCGCCGCGCCCGCCGACCACCAGAACUCCUUCCUCUCGCUCGUGUCCAUGACCUCCUCCGCUGCCUUGCUCAAAGAGGUGGCGGCCCGGGCGGCGGGGAACAUGCUGGCCGAGAAGAAGGAGGGGUCCCCGCUGGCGGCCUCCGUGGUCCUCCAAGAGGACGUAAAGCCCAUUCUGGACCAGAACCAGAAGGCCAGCACGCCAUCGACGCCCACCCAGGGCCUGGAGUUAUUGUUGCCCUCCACGCCCAAAGGAAGAGGCAAGCCCAACAGCCAAGCAGGCUCCCCGGAGGACGGCGGCAAACCCUUCCAGUGUCCCGUCUGCGGCCUGGUCAUCAAGCGCAAGAGCUACUGGAAGAGACACAUGGUCAUCCACACCGGCUUGAAAAGCCAUCAGUGUCCCCUGUGUCCCUUCCGCUGCGCUCGCAAAGACAAUCUCAAGUCCCACAUGAAGGUACAUCAGCACCAAGACCGGGGCGAGACGUUCCAGUGCGAACUCUGCCCUUUUACCUCCUCCCGCCACUUCAGCCUGAAGCUUCACAUGCGCUGCCACCAGCACUUUCCCCGCACUGACAUCAAGGUGAAAGAGGAGCUCACUACCGACACGGAGGGCGAGGGCGACGCCGGCUCCGUGGACGCCAGGGGGACCCAGGUGUCCCCGCUGCACGCCGACACCGGGCAACAGACGUCCCCGCCGAGCGAGGCCUCGUCCAAUCACGUCCACGUCAAGGAGGAGCCGCUGGAGCGAGACCUGUCGGUGCUCUCGCCCUUCAGCGUCUGCAGAGAGCGUCCUGGCAGCAGCGCUAACUCCUUGGAUCUGCCCGGCGUGGGCGGCGGGCUCCGGUCUAGCCCGAGUGGUCCAACCACGGCCUCCCUUUUCAGCCCAGACAUCAGCACCAAGACAGCCACUGACCUGCUCAUGAAACUGUCGGGUAAGUACAAACAAUCCAGUUCUGGUACUGCUUCUUUUUGAUCCAAAACAAACCCUAAUUGGGAAAUAAUGAAAUCACUGAAUGUGUCAGGAAUCCCCCAGAAUGAACAUUUUUGGGCGAAACAAAAAAUGAGGCAGAAAACUAU